Xyrauchen texanus (razorback sucker) is the source of this 2023-nucleotide messenger RNA. Its product is annotated as DNA polymerase alpha subunit B-like. Gene Ontology annotation, molecular function: DNA binding. Gene Ontology annotation, biological process: DNA replication; DNA replication initiation. NCBI's taxonomy places the organism in Eukaryota, Metazoa, Chordata, Actinopteri, Cypriniformes, Catostomidae. The record is from RefSeq and is a predicted model, not a curated record. Bases 154 to 1959 code for a protein of 601 amino acids. Gene Ontology annotation, cellular component: alpha DNA polymerase:primase complex. The transcript is spliced from 19 exons.
GACAUUUCAUAGCUGUUUUGCGGGUACUUUUUCGCGGCAAUCCGAACGUGAUACAAAAGCUGUGGAAAAAUAUGACAGCCGCUCUUUGGCUGUAAAAUAGAAGAACAAAAGUUACAAACAUUUUACUUGUGAACAUCAAAGGAGACUAUAACAAUGGCUUCAGUCACUGCAGAGGAGAUAAAGUCUGAACUGGACACUUUCAACAUAGCCUUCACCAGUGAAACCGUGGACAAAAUGUUGGAGCAGUGUUUGUUUCACAGGCUGAAAGGUGAUGAGAUUGUAUUUGAGUGGUUUGCUUUCAGCACCACUAAAGACCAGCUGCCGCUCUCUCUUGAUAAUCUUGAACAAUUUGAACAUGAGAUACUGAACAAGAAGAAAAAAACUAAAGGCUCAUCAAAAGGAAGUCAGAUUAACAAGACCAGAGAUAUCAACUCUAUCCAGGAACUAAUCAAAGCAGAGGAGGAAGAGGAAAGCAUGCUGGACUCCUAUUCAACCCCUGCCAAGGGCUCUCAGAAGAGAGCACUGACCACUCCAGAGCAUCCUCAGUCUAAGAGGGGUGUAGCUCGACUUUCCAGUACUAGUCUAAUGCUGUCACCUGCCAGCUUCUCACCAAGUGCAACACCAUCUCAGAAAUACGGCAUGCGUGGAGGCAGAGGGGAGGUCGUCUCAACGUUUGGGGCAGUGCAGGGUCCUCGCUGGCUUGGUACAGGACAGAGUGGUGUGAGGGUGGAGUUGCUGGAGGGUAGAGAAGAUUCCCUGAACAGCAGCUACAAAUACAUGUUCCAAAGGCUGAGAGAUGUGCGGGAUGUUCUAACUGGCAAGAUUGAAGAGCUAGGAGAAGAGUUGCGGACUCACUUCAACAUAGAGGAAUUCUCUCCAGUUUCAUCACCUGUUCAGGACAGCAUUACAGUACUGGGGCAGAUUUGUUGUGACAGUAAUGGGAAGCUAAAUGCCCAGUCUGUACUGCUUGAGGCAGGGCAGGAACAGGGUGGCAGACAGGUUCCUGUGGAUCUCUCAGAGCUCAAAGAGUUCUCACUCUUCCCUGGUCAGGUUGUUGUUAUGGAAGGUAUGAACACUUCUGGAGAGAAGUUUGUAGCCACCAAACUAUAUGAGGGUAUGUCCCUACCUUUCUACUCUCCUCCUGAAGUGAAACAGGAAAUAGAUGAAGUAUCUGAGCCUGUGAUGGUGAUGAUGGCCUGUGGACCAUUCACUCCCUCUGAUGGCCUGACCUAUGACCCUCUGCUUGACCUCAUUAAUAUAAUCAACAAAGAUCGUCCUGAUGUCUGCAUUCUGUUUGGACCUUUUGUUGAUUCCAAACAUGAGCAGAUAGAGAAAAACCAGGUAACGGAAACAUUUGAAACCAUCUUCAAGAGAUGUGUGGACAGUAUCGUGGAGGGAACCAAAGGAACGGGGUGCAGGUUGGUGUUUGUGCCAUCUCAGAGAGAUGUUCAUCACCAUUACAUUUAUCCUCAGCCACCGUUUAUCCUGCCAAACCUCAGCAAGGAUGACACAAUGCGAGUAACCUUGGCUCCUGAACCAUGCACUCUCCUCAUUGGCAAAGUGACCUUUGGCCUGACUUCUACAGACAUUCUGUUUCAUAUGGGAGCUGAAGAAAUCAGCAGUGGCACAGGCACUGAACGUUUCUCACGGAUCAUGAAACACAUGUUGACCCAGAGAAGCUACUAUCCACUAUAUCCUCCUGCGGAGGAAGUUAACAUGGAUUAUGAGAAGUUUCAACACUUUGGCCAAAUGGCCAUCACACCUGAUAUCCUUAUUGUUCCUUCUGAACUUCGUUAUUUCAUCAAGGAUGUGAUCGGCUGUGUGUGUGUUAAUCCUGGACGUCUCACUAAAGGACAGGUGGGUGGGACAUACGGACGUUUGCUCAUUCAGCCAAACCCUGUGCUGGUGGCAGGGAAGAGAGUGAGCCCAUGUAUAGCAGGACAGGUGGUGAAAAUAUGAUAUGUGGAUGUAUUAGUCUUUUCUACUAGAUUUCUGUUUUUGAACUUUGUUCAUUAAAUCAUGU